AUGAAACAUUGCCUGAUACCACCCUACCGCAACCGUAACACCCUCACAGGCCCGACCCUGUCGACCAUGGCGUUUAACCGUCCGACUAGAUCCCUCCCAGCCUCUAAUUUUAUCCGUCGCCACGCCGCCUACAACAAGAAUCUCCAUGGCACAUUAUACUUUUUCGCUGAUAGACUUGCUUUGCGCCUCGUCAUCGCACAAUUCACCCCUCUCCCCCUCCGUUACAACCUCAGGAUGUCUCUCAAGCGCCCUCAUAUUUCACACCCCUCUUCCCCUCCUUAUAAAACCAGUCUUCGACCUCACCCUCCAUAG
Molecule: messenger RNA, 312 nt
Organism: Puccinia triticina
Lineage: Eukaryota; Fungi; Basidiomycota; Pucciniomycetes; Pucciniales; Pucciniaceae
Exons: 2
Coding region: 1-312 (103 amino acids)
Source: RefSeq, a predicted model, not a curated record